AUCAGACCUCUCCCUUGCAUCUGUGUCCUGUACAUGUCUCUUGCUCUUGGACAAUAAAAAUAUUUGUGCAUAGACUAUAAAUGCAUGGUAAUAAUAGUUACAUGCUUCUCAACUCUCAGCACUGCAUCAUCACCACAUCUCUCCUCUUCCGCUACCUCUCACAUAUAUGGCACAGCAUCACCCACAAGCUCGGGCUUGGGAGUCAGCCAUGCUUCUUCACCACCGUUAUUACCAUCAUCUCCACCACUCGGAGCAGGAGGAAGCCCCACAUGAGAGAGAACACAUGUUUGAGAAGCCCCUCACACCAAGCGACGUAGGGAAGCUCAAUAGGUUAGUCAUACCGAAGCAGCAUGCCGAGAGGUACUUCCCACUCGACGGCGGCUCGGCGGAGGGAGGCCUUCUGCUGAGCUUCGAGGACGAGUCAGGCAGGGUGUGGUGGUUCCGGUACUCGUACUGGACCAGCAGCCAGAGCUACGUGCUCACGAAAGGGUGGAGCCGCUUCGUCAAGGAGAAGAAGCUGGACGCCGGCGAUGUCGUCCUCUUCGAACGCCCGCGGUUCGGGGGGCGGGACCAUUUCUACAUCGGUUGCCGGCGUCAAAGCCCGCCGCCGGCUCACUCCAUGACCGUGCCCGACGGUCCAGAGCCGCUGAGCCCGGUGUACCACGCUGCUGCUUGCUCGUAUCCGGCGAGCAACACAGUAACACAAGACUGUCUUCUUCAUGAGGGAGAGCAGAGGAACGGAGCAACGCGGAGCGAGACGAGGCGAUUGAGACUCUUCGGCGUAAAUUUCGACUGCGGGCCGGAGCCGGAGCCACAGCCUAUGACCUCAGCCUCAUGGUUCUUGCCAGGAAACGCUUCCAGUUCUCAGCUAUAGGAGGUCCAUCCUCUCCUCUUCCGAAUGGCAUUGUUGAUUUGACUUGCGAGGGCACUGGGCACUGGUGGAGGUGGGCAGGUGGAAAGAGAAGCGUCGGAAAAGAGGAGGGGAGGGGAGAAGAAAUCCCUGGAUUUCCGGGCAUGCGAUCUCUGCGUCCCUUUUCAUUUUCUCUUCAACGAUUCCACUGUAGACGACCUGUCGGGUCCGAUGGAUGGGAUAUCUGGUGAUGUUUCAGGAAACAUCAGAUCCAAUUUGCCUUCCAUGUUUCUGAAGAAAGAAGAACAGAAUCUGAUGAGGCUUCCUGUACAUGUUGCAGUUCCACCUGCACUUUCUCUUUCUUUCCUGCAUGAAAUGAACAGGUGAUUGGUGAGCAUGGAACACCAUCAUCUUCAUUAAACACCACCAUGAAACUAUAUGGGAUUCUAGAAAUGAAAGAAAAGACACCUGUGGAUCUCCCUCUGCC
Musa acuminata AAA Group (dessert banana) is the source of this 1337-nucleotide messenger RNA. Its product is annotated as B3 domain-containing protein Os11g0156000. Gene Ontology annotation, molecular function: DNA-binding transcription factor activity; DNA binding. Bases 167 to 874 code for a protein of 235 amino acids. The transcript has 3 exons. NCBI's taxonomy places the organism in Eukaryota, Viridiplantae, Streptophyta, Magnoliopsida, Zingiberales, Musaceae. The record is from RefSeq and is a predicted model, not a curated record.